Messenger RNA from Closterium sp. Yama58-4, 1077 nucleotides. Lineage: Eukaryota; Viridiplantae; Streptophyta; Zygnematophyceae; Desmidiales; Closteriaceae. The record is from the annotation of a GenBank genome assembly.
AUGGAGAAGGCUCGGGACACUGCGAAGACCUUAGAGGGCCCGCAUGGUGCGCAUGGCCCCGGUGACAAGGCAUCUCCAUCCAAGCGGGUGGACUCUAGUCUCGACCCGGGGCUCAGAGACACCGCGGCCUCCCCCCUUGCAGGAUUCCGGCAUGCAUCGCGGAUUGGGGCCGACCAAGACGCAGCUCCGCCGCAGCAGCUCCACCGUGAGCCAGGGUACGCACCUGCCUCGCCGUCACCCGGCCCCGCUCCUGCACAGCCUCAUCAGCCUACCGUGCCACCGGGGCGGGACGCGACAUACUAUCAUCCGGGCACAUCCCGCGCUGCCCCGCCGCAGAGACCGAUCGCUCCACUCCCACCUGCGCCUCCCCCGUCAGGUCCCGUAUACCCAGGGUUCUCUGCCGGGCCACCUUAUGCUCCACCGCCCGGGAUGCCCUUCUUCUGGCAAGGAGGACCCCCGCAGCCCGCACCCCCCCCGCAGCAGUCGUUCCAACCGCCCGCCAUCCCGAGUAUGAGUGCCGCGGGUGAAGGCGGCGGGGAGUGGGUGCACGACGCCGGAGGCGAGGUUGGUGUGUGCGGGGCUACAAAUGAUGGCUACAACGGCGGACGUCCCAGGAACAAGUACGUAGGUGUUACCGCGCAGGGAGAUGUUUGGGUUGCCAAGCUGUUGAUGCCGCCCCCAGGCAACCCCAUAUGCAUGGGCCCUUUCCCGAGCGAGGAGGAGGCAGCCAAGGGAUACAAGGCUGCCGCACUGGUGGUAAGGCCGCAGGGUUAUCGCAUCCAGCGCAGUAUUGAACUGACCCCGUCGGAGCACCAGCUGCUCAAAGGGUGCACCAAGCAGCACGUGAUGAGCCUCGCCGAGCGUGGCCUCUGGCAUAGGUGGCGCGAAUGGCGGCAGCUCAUGCCGGAGCUUCCCCCGGCUCCACUGCUACAGGUUCCGCACGCCCCCACCAUGCUGCCGCCGCGCACGCAAGCACAGCCGAGCAGCAGCGUUGCCACACAACCCCCGGGCAUGGGCCACUUACGACCGCAUAGUGGUCAGCCGCAAUAUUUGGAUGAGCAUCAGGGUUACAACUGA